Sceloporus undulatus (fence lizard) is the source of this 5234-nucleotide messenger RNA. It is a transcript of the gene DENND1A, whose product is annotated as DENN domain containing 1A. NCBI's taxonomy places the organism in Eukaryota, Metazoa, Chordata, Lepidosauria, Squamata, Phrynosomatidae. Gene Ontology annotation, cellular component: cytosol; clathrin-coated vesicle. The record is from RefSeq and is a predicted model, not a curated record. Gene Ontology annotation, molecular function: guanyl-nucleotide exchange factor activity; phosphatidylinositol phosphate binding. Gene Ontology annotation, biological process: endocytosis; endocytic recycling.
CGCCCGCCUUGUCCGUGGGCCGUCGGUCGGUCGGUGCGUGAGGCGUCCGCCUGGCCUCCGGAGGGAUGGAGUGAGGAGCCCGGGAAUCUCCCUCAGACGCCGCCGCCGCCGCCGCCUCCGGGGUCCCAUGAGGGCCCCACAGAGACCAUGGGCUCCCGCGUCAAGCAAAACCCAGAGACGACAUUUGAAGUCUACGCUGAAGUGACCUAUCCAGUGACAGCAGACACAGAUCCUGAGGUGCGGAGGCAAUUCCCAGAGGACUACAGUGACCAGGAAAUUCUACAGACUCUGACCAAGUUCUGCUUCCCCUUCUAUGUAGACAGCAUCACAGUUGGCCAAGUUGGCCAGAACUUCACUUUUGUGCUCACAGAUAUUGACAGCAAGCAGCGGUUUGGGUUCUGCCGCUUAUCUUCUGGGGCCAAGACCUGCUUCUGCAUCUUAAGUUACCUCCCUUGGUUUGAAGUCUUUUAUAAGCUGCUCAACAUCUUGGCUGACUAUACAGCAAAAGGACAGGACAGUCAAUGGUAUGAACUUUUAGAAACGCUUUAUAAACUGCCCAUCCCUGAGCCUGCCACUUCUGUUCAUCUCAGCGUGCACUCUUACUUUACUGUGCCUGACAUCAGAGAACUUCCCAGUAUACCUGAAAAUAGAAAUCUGACUGAGUAUUUUGUAGCUGUCGAUGUGAACAACAUGCUGCACCUGUAUGCCAGUAUGCUGUAUGAACGCCGCAUCCUCAUUUGCUGCAGUAAGCUGAGCACUUUAACCGCCUGUAUCCAUGGCUCUGCAGCUAUGCUUUACCCAAUGUUUUGGCAACAUGUUUACAUCCCUGUUCUGCCCCCACACCUCUUGGACUACUGCUGUGCUCCAAUGCCCUACCUCAUAGGAAUACAUUUAAGUCUGAUGGAGAAAGUUAGAAAUAUGGCCCUGGAAGAUGUGGUCAUCCUGAAUGUUGACACUAACACACUGGAAACACCUUUUGAUGAUCUUCAGAGCCUUCCAAAUGAUAUAGUGUCCGCACUGAAGAGCAGGUUGAAGAAAGUCUCCAUGACCACAGGAGACGGUGUGGCAAGAGCGUUUCUGAAGGCCCAAGCUGCGUUCUUUGGGAGCUACAGAAGCGCAUUGAAGAUUGAGCCUGGGGAGCCCAUCACGUUCUGUGAAGAAACAUUUGUCUCCCACCGAUCUGCCACCAUGCGACAGUUCCUGCAGAAUGCCAUCCAGCUGCAGCUCUUCAAGCAGUUUAUUGAUGGCCGCCUUGAUCUUCUCAACUCUGGAGAAGGCUUCAGCGAUGUCUUCGAGGAAGAGAUCAACAUGAGUGAAUAUGCUGGAAGUGACAAGCUGUACCACCAGUGGCUGUCAACAGUUAGGAAAGGAAGUGGUGCCAUUUUGAAUACGGUCAAGACCAAGGCAAACCCUGCCAUGAAGACUGUUUACAAGUUUGCAAAAGAUCAUGCAAAAAUGGGAAUAAAGGAGGUGAAAAACCGCUUGAAGCAAAAGGACAUUGCUGAGAAUGGCUGUGCCACGGUGGCAGAAGACCCGUUGCCACGGACAGCCCCUUCCCCGCUGGAUGACAAGAGAGAUCCUAAGCUCCGGGAGGACAGGCGACCGAUCACUGUGCACUUUGGACAGCAAAGCACCCGACCGGAAAGACCACCUCCACCCAAGAUCCACCGCACCUCCAGGCCCGUCCGGCCUCCCAGACCUCAUGUGGCCAGGAGGCCCAAGAGCAACGUUGCCAGCGAUGGGCAAAGGACAUCCGUUUCCAGUCCAGAGCACUUGGUAAAGCCCACCCGCCACUAUACGGUCUUUCUCUCGGAGGACUCUUCCGGCGAUGAGUUUCCUCAGGAAGACGACCCUGGCUCUGCCUUCUCUGACAGUUUCCUCUUCUCUGCUCCCUUUGAAUGGCCCCAGCCUUACCGUACGCUGAAGGGGUCCGACAGUGCCGACGGAGAGGAAGGUACCCAGAGGCCCCAAGGCUCAGCCCAUGCUGACCCCCCUACACCAGACAGCCCUGCUGAAAUCAGCCUCUUGGAGAGCAUUUUUACAGGCCUGGAUGUAGAACCACAGCCCCAGUCACUCAGCCAAGCCAAGAGCUUGGAAGACCUGAGGAUUCCUAAGGAGGAGGUGGAUCAGCACUCAACCUUUGACUACCAGAGAAUGGAUCCUAGCAUCUCUGAAAAAAGCUGGGCUGCCCCAGGGAUGAGACCUCCCCACCCCUACAAGCAGCUGUGGGGUUUGGGCCAUGACGAUAUGGCCAUUCCCACCAAGUACACCCAAAGCUCCCCGGAGAGGCCCUUUGCUGCUCUGGGGAAUGCACCCUCGGUCCCACGGAGACCUCGGAGUAGAGACAGCAUCCUGGACCAGGCCGAGAAGGACAUUGGCAGCACCCCUUCCCCUCAGGGAAGCAUUACGAUCCCACGACCGCAGGGCAGGAAAACGCCGGAGCUGGGCAUCGUCCCUCCACCACCAGCACCCAGACCUUCCAAGCAGCUGGUGGUGCCAGAUGUGGCGGCCUCUCUCUCGGGACACAAUGACCUGGCCUCGGAGCUCAUGCAGGAGACUUUUGCAGCCAGAAGUGUCCCUCUUGACCCCGAAUUCAAGCAGCCUGCUGGCUUUGCUGCUCACCAUCCUCAGUUUUUAGCCAACGUGGGCAGUGCAACAGAAAUGCUCCAGCCGGUCAAAGUCAACGUGGAGGCUGCAAGCAGCGACAGUGACUUCCUCCUUGCCCUCCUGGAUCCGUUGAAAGGAGGGAGCUGUCCGGAUGCUAGUUUCCAGCCAAGUUCAAGAAGCCUCCUGGGGUCAGUGUCUCCCAGCCCUGUGACGGCAGGUGACCUUGUGGCCCCGACGUCUGCGCCAUUUGGCCAGCACCUGGGAUACCCUCUUCCCACAACUCCCUUGGCCCAGGCCUCUCUCAACCCCUUUGUGCAGGCAGUGCCAGCACCCCUGCCCUUGUCCUUGGUCAGGCCCCCUGGUAGUCCUUUUGCCCCCUCCUUGGGCCAUGCUUACAGCUCCAGUUUCAUCACUUCCAAUUCUACCUUCUACCAGCCCCAGCGGCCUCCUCCAAACCCUCUGACUCUCUCCAUGCCCAACCUCUUUGCCCAGUCUCCAUUAGCACCACCUUCUUCUCAAAGCGGUGGCCCGCCGCCUGCACAGCUUCCCGGCCCUUCUAAAAUCCAGACCUUGCCCCUGGCUCACUCUGCCUCCAAGACUGAGGCCAAGGCCAGGCUGGCUGCACGACCCAUUGAUCUCCCCCUGCCUCCCCCCAAGGCCAGGGCAACAGAACCAGUGCUGCACCCUUCCAAGCCUCAGGCCAAACCCCAGAUGAAGGACCCCUUUGAAGACUUGCUAAAGAAGACAAAGCAGGAGGUUUCAGUCACACCGGGGAAAGUAGAACAGCUGAGAAGGCAGUGGGAGACCUUUGAGUGACUCACCUGGUGGAUGGCCGUCAGAAUUCCCUCCUAGGUUGCGUGUUGAGCCAAGGCAAAGCCUCCAUAUUCCAUGGCAGCGGAAGGGUUUGCCAGCCAGGAGCUGUUGGCACAGUAUCCGCAUUAAGAGCAUAUCCCAGUCUAAUCCAUACUGGUUCCCUUUCCAUAGUAGCCCAUCAACUCUUAGGCCUACCCAGUAGCCAAAAAGAUGGUUUGGACACUGAGGCAUAAGGCAUUUUCCCUACACUUACAGAUUUCCCCUAAAGGGAACGACUGAAUUGGAGAGUGCCCAGUUACUCCUCUUUUUAAUUCUGCCAUCGCCACCUACUUUCCCACCCCAAUCCCUUUCCGAGGUGAGGACUCACUUCUUCACCAGCAGGAUCAGUAUUGAAUUUAAAUGUCUUUCUCUUGUGUUUUCACAGGCUGCGAAUUACGUUUUUGCUUUCUCAUAGAAAUGCUGCACACAGGCCCUGCCGCUGGGCUAAGUUAAUCACUGGGCUUUUGAACUUAAAUCUUUUUGUUAUAUAGCUUCUUGUGUCACGCAGGUGGGUGAUUGAUUUUACUGGAGAGGCAAUUCUUUUCAGCUCCCUCCUUGCUCCUUCCCUCCAAACUUUGCACAAAACAGGGGAGCUCUCUUCUUAAGGAAACCCAAUCAUGUCCCAGGUUCAGGAUUCAACCUGGAGCUCCACAGACAGGGCAAAGUGUCCUUUCAUAUCAGAGAUGGAGGGCCCUUUUUAAGAGCCAAACUCACAUUGCCCUUCUCAUGGUUCCCUUCACUCUUCUAUAACAGUAUUAAUAUCAUCUUUCAUUCACACACACACACACAUACACACGUAUGUAUAUAUGGAUAGGGUAAUAGUUCACAGUACAAGAACUAGAUGAAAUAGUAUACUAUUUUAUUACCAAAAAAGAGAGAGGACCAAGGUGUUAAGCAGCCUUCUCCAUCUGGUGCCCUCACCGCACACACAGGCCCAUUGGCAAUGAUGGAUAUUAGUAGUCUGAGAUCUAGAGGGUACCAAGCUAAGAGACACUGAGAUAAAGAGUUUCUAAAAGUGGUGAGAUGUAUCAAUGUCAGGCUGGCAGAAUGGUAAAAGCACAGGGCAUGGAGACAGGGAGUUUUAAGUCUGGUAUGGACUGAAGGCCUUUGGUAUUUACCUCUUAAGAGUUUAAAGAAGCCACCCUGAAAAACCCUUCCUUCUGCUCAAAGCAGGGGUGAUCUGGCCAGGCAGCACUGGAGGGGCAGAGAGGAUCCAUGAAACAAAAUAAAUCAUUCCAUGAAAGCCUCAAAAUGAUGCAAGGGUUUGCCUCUCGCUUUCUAUAGCCCUGGGAAUAUUGUAAGCCAACCACUUAUUUUAUUUGGUCACUCAAGGUUGGGGGAUUGUAAACGUUGGCCAGGAUUUCUUUUUAAAUUGCUGUUGGGCAGCAAUUGGGCUCAUCACAGGUCUGCACCCUCCAGAAGACGACAUCCCUCUGCCCCCUCCCAGGAAGCUGCUACCUCUUUGUCUUUCCAGGGCGGGCAUUUUGUUUUUGCUUCUGUGACUUUGACGUUUUCUUCCUGCUGCUGAUGCGUUCUUUCGGCCUCCUCCGUCUCCAUGCUUGAGCUUGUACAGUGCAAGAACACAGUUGGUUUUCCUCUGGAUGCUGACUGUCAGGGGGCACCUCUUGGCAUUGCAUUCGCAUCAUCACACUACUGUCAAGUACUGUUUGCAUUUACAAGGCAUUCUCUCUGUUUUGUAUUAUCUCUUUUUUGCUGGGAAAAAAAGAUGUUUUUUGAUAUUGCCUAGUUCUGAAUAGUAAAAUAUUUAAAGUCCA